AUGUAUUAUUAUCAACCUGAAUCAAAACAAUCAUCAAAACAAUGGAAACGAGCUGAUUCACCACCAACAACAAAAUUCAAACAAGAAAAGUCAACUAAUAAAGUUUUAUGUUCGUUUUUCUGGGAUCACAAAGGAAUAAUUCUCAAGGAACCUAUACCACCGGGUACAACAAUAACGAAGACAUAUUAUGCAAAUACUUUAGUUAAUGAACUUCAUCCAGAAAUUAAAAAACAACGGCGAGCUUUAAUUUCAGUUCGUGUUAUUCUUCAUCAUGAUAAUGCUCCAGCACAUACAUCACAUCUUGUUUUUUUCUACUAUUCAUAA
Molecule: messenger RNA, 324 nt
Organism: Rotaria sp. Silwood1
Lineage: Eukaryota; Metazoa; Rotifera; Eurotatoria; Philodinida; Philodinidae
Source: the annotation of a GenBank genome assembly